Molecule: messenger RNA, 201 nt
Organism: Aspergillus wentii DTO 134E9
Lineage: Eukaryota; Fungi; Ascomycota; Eurotiomycetes; Eurotiales; Aspergillaceae
Product: H/ACA ribonucleoprotein complex subunit NOP10
Exons: 4
Coding region: 1-201 (66 amino acids)
Biological process (GO): positive regulation of telomerase RNA localization to Cajal body; rRNA pseudouridine synthesis; ribosome biogenesis
Cellular component (GO): box H/ACA telomerase RNP complex; box H/ACA snoRNP complex
Molecular function (GO): box H/ACA snoRNA binding; telomerase RNA binding
Source: RefSeq, a predicted model, not a curated record
AUGCAUCUUAUGUACACCCUUGACAAGGAAGGAAAGCGGGUUUACACCCUCAAGAAGGUCUUGAAUGGCGAGGUCACCAAGUCUGCCCACCCGGCCAGAUUCUCUCCCGAUGACAAGUACUCGAGACACCGUGUUACUCUCAAGAGAAGAUACGGUCUGCUCAUGACCCAGCAGCCUGAGAAGGAAGUUGCGCAGCUGUAA